Messenger RNA from Wasmannia auropunctata (little fire ant), 566 nucleotides. RefSeq names its product DNA endonuclease RBBP8-like. Lineage: Eukaryota; Metazoa; Arthropoda; Insecta; Hymenoptera; Formicidae. Bases 225 to 491 code for a protein of 88 amino acids. The record is from RefSeq and is a predicted model, not a curated record. The transcript has 4 exons. Gene Ontology annotation, molecular function: double-stranded DNA binding; single-stranded DNA binding; flap-structured DNA binding. Gene Ontology annotation, biological process: DNA double-strand break processing involved in repair via single-strand annealing; double-strand break repair via homologous recombination. Gene Ontology annotation, cellular component: site of double-strand break.
CAUACGGUUAAUUGGUUCGAAAUUUUAAUAUGAUAUUAGUUUCGUUUUAAAGAAUAUUCUAUAUAAUUUUUAAACAGAUUGAAGUAUUUUGAUUUUGCUAUCGAACCUCCUUAAAGAAUAAUCAAAAAUUAAAAAUUAGUACAACACAUCAUGUAGAAACUACAAUUUUGCCAGAUGGAAAAAGAUUGAAGCAAUCUCGACUUGCAUUUUUUCCAAGAGUCAAGAUGAGUAGGGAAAUGAAAACAUCGUCCAUAAGUCUAGAUAAACAUAAGCCAGCUAGUCGUAAAACUGAUAGAGCAAAGUUAAAUGGCUUAGAUUGCUGGGAAUGCAGAAAAUAUUAUCAGAAUUUGUCACUGUCAAAAAAAGAAUUACAAAAACGGAUGAAUCAAUGCUCACGGCAUCGAUACAAAUACGAGAGGCCAAAUACUCCAGAAGGUUUUUGGGAUCCAGAGUUUCCUGAUACAUUGUCAUGCACUUAUCGAUCAAAAUAAGAAUCAAAAUAAAUAGGUGUAAUACAAACGCGAUUUCCUGAGAGUGAUCUUUACAUGCCAAAGACUAUGUGAUGU